GGAGGUUCCCCGCUGCUGCCUGCCCGUCCUCAGCUCCAGUCUGCAGACGCUCUGCUGCCGCUGCCGCCGCCGCCGCCGCUUUGUUGUCCCCGUCGAGCAGGAGGUCACUCAGUCCGAGCAGGAGUCCGCUCAGAGCGCACGCAGGAGCCGCACAGCCGCAACACUUUUCUCCGCAGUUCAGCGCAAAAAAUCACAUACGGCACCAUGGGGAAAGGCUGCAUGACGGCGAGCAAGUACUUCCUGUUCCUCUUCAACCUCAUCUUCUUUCUGUUCGGGGUCGUCAUCAUGGGCUUUGGACUGUGGCUCCUCCUGGACAAUCAGAGCUUCAUCGUUGUCCUGAAUAACUCCACAGGUGUGAAGGUGGCCUGUUACAUCCUGAUUGGAGUCGGGGCUUUCUCCAUGCUCAUGGGCUUCCUCGGCUGCUUGGGGGCCAUUUAUGAGAACCGCUGUCUGCUUGGCCUGUACUUCACCUGCCUCCUGCUCAUCCUCAUCGCUCAGAUAGCAGCUGGUGCUCUGAUCUACUUCCAGAAGGAUGUGUUAAAUGAGGAAAUGUCCAAGAUCGUCUCCAAGGUGCUGGACAACUACCCCGGCAACAACUCCACCACAGAGCAGGCCUGGGACUUCAUCCAGAGGAAUAUGGAGUGCUGUGGCUGGAAGGACCACGAGGACUGGAGCGGGAACAUGGUCAUUUCUAACAGCUCUCGGCUGCUGUUUCCCUGCUCCUGCCAGAACAUCUCGCUCUCCACCGGAAACUUCUCCAGCAGCGGGUUCUGUGAGGCUCAGACGCCCGAAUGGCCCGUAUACAAUGUGGGCUGUGCUGAUAGUGUGGAGAGCUGGCUCCUCACCAACAUCGGGGUCGUGCUGGGCAUCUGCCUCGGAGUGGCUCUCAUUGAGCUGCUGGGAAUGAUCCUGUCCAUCUGCCUGUGCAGGAACGUUCACACAGAGGAUUACACCAAAGUGCCAAAGUACUAAAGCUCGAUGGAGGAACUGCAGAUGCACAGAAAGGAGGCAGUAAAAAUAAUGAAUUUUCACCCUAUAUUUGGUGAAACAUUGUAAAAUAUUGUGUGUUUUCUUUAGUUUUUGUUAGAUUUUCUUCUUUUGAAGCACUUCCAGUUGCGUUUUUUUUUUUUUUUUUUUUGUCAGUCCAGUUUCUUUGGAGCACUUUAGAGACCUGUGAACUUUGGAUCAGAGAGCGAUGCUGAAAUGUUUGCGAAACAAAUGUUGGAUCAGAUGAACUUAAAGGGAAGUGAGUUGGUAAAGUAAGAAGUGAUGGAUGAGGAGAGAGUGAAUAGAAUAGUUCCCUCCAUGCCCAUAAACGCUCUCAGGCUCAGAUUACAGUGUCGGUUUUAGUUUCCUAAAGAAUCUGAGGAAAAAUCAUAUUUGUUGUCUGUAAAGACAGAAACAAAGCUCAGCAACUGAUCUGGACAACUGGAAAGUCGACCUAGUGGUGUGUUUUUUUUUCCUUUGUUUUUUUUGUCGUUUUUUUUUUUUAAUACACCAGCGUUCUGGGUUUUUGUGAAAUGUUUUUGGUACCUUGUAUAUAAUUUUAGUCAUUAUUUGUGUGACUUUGAAUCCAACAGAAUAUACAUUUCCAGUGUUUCCUUUAGCGCCUGGCCUUUCCCUGAAGUCAGUUGUUUUUUUUUUAACAAAUUUUUCACGUUUUCUUAAUUUUGAAUCGUCAGGAUUUUGUUCUGGACAUAAUAGAAAUAAUGAAAUACUAAAGAGGAGCAUAUAUGGUACUUGUUUUCUAAGAGUAUCACUCUCAGUUUACAACUGUCUGUUGACAAGCAAAAAUAAGACUUUUUUUUUUAAAGAUAGCUUUAAGUUCACGUAUGAGCCCAUAUUCUACCGGCCGUAACCUAAAGUGUUUGACGAGUGAAAUGUUUUUUUAACCACUGCUGAAGUGAAAGGUGAAAAUUUACACAACAGAUUAUUUUGGAGAAGAAAUAUUUUUGGGGGAAGAAACAUCCUGAAAAUGGAAUUUGUUUAUACUGAAAAUUAAUUUGAAAUCCAUUUAUGUAGUUUUAACAUUCAGCCGAGAUGUUGUGUUGUUGGUAUAAUGUACAAAUCCACUGUCUUGUUUUCUUUAUAUGUACAGUUUGUAUGAAAAACAUUCCAUUAACCUUAUAAUGGUUUCUAAGACAAAAGGGUACGACUGUUUAUAACUAGGUGGACUUAUGGUACUGUAGUUAGCUGGGUUAGUAAGUGUGUGCUCACAACAUUCAUUCUCUUUCAUUUUGCCAAUAAACUGAUUACAGAA
This is a messenger RNA of Toxotes jaculatrix (banded archerfish), 2260 nucleotides long. Its product is annotated as CD82 antigen-like. The record is from RefSeq and is a predicted model, not a curated record. Gene Ontology annotation, cellular component: membrane. The transcript has 9 exons. Lineage: Eukaryota; Metazoa; Chordata; Actinopteri; Toxotidae. The coding region runs from base 205 to 972 and encodes 255 amino acids.